Folsomia candida is the source of this 1254-nucleotide messenger RNA. RefSeq lists its product as uncharacterized. The coding region runs from base 79 to 1140 and encodes 353 amino acids. The transcript has 4 exons. The record is from RefSeq and is a predicted model, not a curated record. Lineage: Eukaryota; Metazoa; Arthropoda; Collembola; Entomobryomorpha; Isotomidae.
UUGAAUCCUCUGCUAUUUUAUGAUUACACUAAUAAUUCGACAUUAUAUGAAAAAAUAAAUCGCAUCUCAACUCUCAAAAUGGCAUCUCUACUAAACAAAGCAGUGAAAAAUUCAAAUGCAUUUGGUGGACCAACUUCUUCCGUAGACGACGAAGAAGAAAAUGGCAACUCUGUCGACCCGGCGUUAUCUUCUGGCUGGGCUUCCCAUACGUUUUGGACCCUUCUCCUCGUGGGAAUGGAUGCCAUCUUUUAUGGCUUGAUCGUCCCCUUGAUUGGGAUCUAUGUCGGAGGAAAUUUCGUCACUUUCACCGACUUAUAUGGCCCAAUGUGGGAAACGAUCGUUGUGGUGGUUGUCGUAUUUCUCAUUCUUUCCAUCUUCUUGAAAGGCGGACAAGAGGCUUAUUUCUGGAAACACUUCCUCUCCGGACAAACGGAAUUCAAGAGAAUUCUUCUGAUCCGCGACGCAUAUAACACUGUGACGAUUGGCUACUUGACAUACCAGCUGCUGGGCGUGAUUCAAAGGAUUAUACGCGACCGAGGAAUGAUAUCCCACAACUUGCAUGAAGGCGUUUUAUAUGCGGCAUUAACUCCAUUCCUGGACGAUGAGACUCUUGAAAAACGAUUAAACAUACUGCCAUCUUAUCAUGAAAAUUACCUCAAUCCGAUGCUGGAGGAUUGGACGAUGAUUCCGGAACACUUUGAGGACACACCUUGGUUGCUGAGAAUACUCUAUAAUUUCUGGGGCAUGUGUUUUUCAGCUUUCGACCCUUCUCAACCAAAUGAGUCCGAGAUCCAGCAUCUCAUGCACGUUCGGAGCAAAGCGAUUCGUGGAGCAGAAUUACUUUUGACCGUGGCCCAGUUGACGGCGGCAGUUACCAAGUUAAUGUACUUUACAUCGUUGUACAACUAUGAGCGAGCCAUGAACAUUUUCCUGUCAAUGCAACGAGACGGAGAGUUUGAUGACGAGUUAGAAAACGAUGAUAAUUCCGAAGAUAUAGAGACCAAGGACUUAUCCGCCAAGAAUCAGACGACAAAAACCGAAAAUGUCACUGCAGAUGGAGCCAGUGCAUCCUACAAACCAUUGGUUAAAGCUUAUCAAGGCCCAGCAAUUACCAAACUGCCUGCAAGAGGAAGACCUUAGUCUAAAAAAAUCUUACUAGACAAACAUCUCUUAUGAAGAGCAAAUGUUUAAAUGAGCCAAUCGAAUAAUGAACAAGAUUAAUAUUUAUAAUCGCAAAUGAAAUACAUUUUGAUU